Messenger RNA from Chondrus crispus (carragheen), 402 nucleotides. RefSeq lists its product as hypothetical. NCBI's taxonomy places the organism in Eukaryota, Rhodophyta, Florideophyceae, Gigartinales, Gigartinaceae. The record is from RefSeq and is a predicted model, not a curated record. Bases 1 to 402 code for a protein of 133 amino acids. The transcript has a single exon.
AUGUUUUGCCGCGAGGUGAAUUUGGCCUCCUUCGAUUUCGGUGGUAUGCUCACCCCACGUUUAUUUCUCGGGACUUUUCACAAACAUACAUCUUUCGGCGCAGUGUACAUGCUUGCAAUUCGUCCUCAUCAUCAUGGUCCUCCAACGAUGCAACACUAUGUGUCCUUUCGUCGCAAAAUUGUCAUUCGAAUCACACAGUGCUCUCGUUCAUGCCGUCUUGGCGGACACAACGUCCGUUUGAAGGAGAUGGCUGAAGGCCGUUGCAUCGAUGCAUGCAUGCACCCUCUAUUGAGGAUGUCGCAGAUCUGGACCUUGAUGAAGUUGAAUCAAUCUCUAAACCGGGGGCGCCUGCUCCCGGAGUCUGUUCACUUCCGUCGCCAGCCUCGGGUAACGGAUGCUUGA